CUGGUCGUGAGCUGCAGUUGAGAUGUGGUUCCUUGUUCUUCUCGUCUGCAUCACUGGGAGUGGGCAGGUCGUUCAAGGUAAAAACUGGGUGGUUCUGAAGAAUAGCGACAACCCCUCGGACCCGUGCGAAGGCCACGUUCAAAUCUAUCAUAACAUGACGUGGGGCUAUGCAGGGGACAGCGGCUGGAACGACCUCACAGAGGAAGUGGUGUGUAGGAGCACUCGCUGUGGAAAACCCCUGGAGCAGCCCCCAGAACACAUACAAAUGCCCCCUGGUAGCAAAGUCUGGCUCAAUGAAAUGAAAUGCACUGGAAAGGAGCAACAUCUGUGGGAGUGUUCGCUACCUGGAUGGGGCAUCAGCAAAUACCCAAAACAGACCGUGAGAAAGAUCAAGUGCUCAGAUAGAAUCGGCAUAGCUCUGGAUGGAUUCCGAUGCGCUGGAGCUGUCCAGUACUCCAUCAAUAAAACCUUAGGCUACUUCUGUUCUGAAAAAUGGGGGCAAGCAGAAGCCAAUCGUGUGUGUAAAAGCCUCGGGUGUGGUAAAUCCAAAGGGAAUUCUCAGCCGGACUGGUUGGCUUGGAAAGGAUUCCAGUCCGCAAAAAAGGCGACGAUUGAUUGUUCAAGCAUUGAAAAGGACAUAGAUCAUUUGUGGCAGUGCGUAACUGAGACAUCCACAACGUGCAAAAAGCCUGCUCUUGUCGAAUGUGAAGGUCACGAAAAGCUACAGCUCAGCGGGGACACGUCCAACGCCUGCAGUGGAAUGCUGGAAAUAGAGGCAAAUGGCAAAUGGGAACGUAAUGGCAUAAAAACGAGUCCAGAUGUUUGGUGCCAGCAAAUGAACUGUGGUAUCAAACGCAACCACACCCAGAAAUCCAAUGGCACCGAGGUGAACUGCUCAGACAAAGUUAAGGUACAACUGGUGGAUGAUAGUUCCAAACCCUCCAAUUGUUACGGUAGAGUUUCCAUCUUACUGAAUGGCUCAGACUUUUCUGUGUGUGACACCAACUGGGACUCUCGGGCCGGUGAAGUGGUUUGCCGGGAGCUAGGCUGCGGGAAAGUGAUUGUCGCUGACAAGCGAACUGUCACCAAACCUGGAAUAAUGGACAACGUGAAAUGUUUAGGCAGCGAGUCCUCGCUGUGGCACUGUCAGGCCAAACAUGACAAGCUUCCCCGGUGUUCCUCCUCUGCCUACGUAGUUUGUGAAAAGAGUCUGGACGUGAGGCUGAAGGAUGGUCCUGGGAAAUGUGCCGGGAGAAUGGAGAUCCAGUACCAGGGUGCCUGGAGGAAGGUCAAGAACGAAGGAUGGACGGAAAGCUACUCCAAUUUCUUCUGCGAGCAGCUGAAAUGUGGAGAAAAAGGACGCACUGCGCAGGCUAAAGAGUUCAGCCAGGGUUCGAGUGCUUUCUUCCCUUGGAAGGUGCAAUGUGAGACGGGCGCUUCCCACAUAUCUGACUGCAUUAAAGGACCGUUGAAACAGGACCAAAGCGAGUGGGAGGCCGUGGGGCUAAUUUGCGAGGACCACAAGGUCGUAAUUUUGGAAGGAAGCGCUUCCUGUUCCGGCCUGGUGGGAAUAGAGCACGCCAGUAGAACCUACUGGCUCUCUGGCUCUAACACAACGUGGAACGCAGCCACAGCCGAGCUGGUGUGUCAGCAGAGGCACUGCGGCGGCGUAACGCAAUUCGGCGUCAUCUCUAACUCUGACAUGCGACGAGACGUGUGGAAUAAGUCUGUAACCUGCUCAGUCAAUCAUACAUCGCUGUUCGAAUGUGACGAAAACGAAGCGGCACCUGACCACAAUGAAACUAUUGCAAAUGUAACAUGUUCAGGCCACAUUGCGGUCAAGCUGUCCAACGGAUGCUGGGGGCACGUCAACGUCUCCAUGGGCAACCAGUGGGGAGGCGUGUGCACAGACGCAUGGGGCGAUGCCAAGUCGCUGAGGCUGUGCAAAGACCUGGGAUGUGGGGAUAAAAUAUUGACCCCCAUCUCGAUCCCUGGGGGUUUUCCAGUGAUUCUGAACAGCUUGCACGACACAAAACAAGAGACCAAACUGAGCAAGUGCAACAUCGUUAAAGAUGAGUACAAUGACUGUAAGAAAGGCGCGGCCUACGUAAUUUGCUCAGGCAGUGUCCAAACCAGGAUCACCGAUGCCAGAGACAGCUGUUCUGGGAACGUGGAGGUGUUCUAUGGGGGACAGUGGCUUCCAGUGUGCGGAAAUGCUCUCGACUCCAGCACCCAAGACGCCAUCUGUCAGGAGCAGGAAUGUGGUCAGGCCGACAAGAAGAUCCCUUACGUGGGACCCAAGCCAGCAAACACUCUGGCAAUAUCAGAGCUGAGUUGUCCCACGGGUUUAAAAACGUGUAGCGUCAAGUCUGCACAAGAAAGGUGCACAUUGUCUGGCCUCCAGUGCUCCAACUGGAGCAAGACGACUCUCCGCGACACCUGUAGUGGAGACGUGAUGCUUUACACGCAUGACGACAGCCGCCAUGACCCCGGUAUCUGGACGGAAGGAAGGGCCCACAGUUUAUGCAAUAGUCUGAACUGUGGCAACAUGGAGACGCUGUGGACGAACAUCAAAACUAAUGACAGCCUACCCGCCCUGCGCAAGACUGUCAUCAAAUGCGAUGACAAGCCCAAUGUGACCCUGUCGGGGACGUGUCGGGGCGUCGUGAAGAUAAGCAACAUUGAGGUGUGCAGCGCUACCUGGACGGAGGACCAUUCGCACAAGGUUUGCCAGCAGCUGGGCUGCAGCAACGCCGUCGCUGGUGUGGCUCAUGUGAACUCCCCCAGCCCCAACGCUGAGUACUACCACGUCACGUGCGACAGCUUCCACUCGGAGAUCGGCCAGUGCAAGAGACACAAGGACAAGUGUAAUGAAAAGCUGGUGUCUGUUUCCUGCGUCAAUAGCAUCAAGUUCAAUACCACACAUAAGUGUGGAGGUUGGCUUCAAGUCAACUAUCAGGAUAAGAAAUGGGAAUAUGUUUGUCCUUUCGACAAUCCUCAACGGGCCUUAAUGAACAUGCUGUGUAAAGCUAUUAAUUGUGGAAAUUACAAUGAAAGCAUAAAAAGCACCAGUGAUCUGUCAAAAAAGUUAUCAAAGCCCUUGAACGCAAAGAUCCAUUACACUGAAGACUACAUGAACGUCAGCCACUGUGUCCUCGCUCAAAGUUGUGAAAAAACCACCCCGGCUCGCAUUUUCUGCAACGGGUACGUGUCCCCGGUCGAAGUUCAAAAUGGACCUCCUGUUUCCAUAGUGUCAAUCAUGCUGGGAGUCGGAUUCGUUCUGAUCCUGGUGAUACUGGCCAUCAUAUUUGUACGAAUUUGGUUUAUCAAGAAACGCGGCAGUACCGUUAAAUAUCCCUUGAGAAUGCAUUCACAACACGAAAUGGAGUUUGAAAGCGGAGAGUUUGAACAAAUCAAAGACGGCGAAAUGGAAAGCUUUUCCCACAACAGAUUUAGAUCGGAGUCUGAAGUCAUCAUGGAAAACAGGCUGAGUGCGUCCUCCUUGCCUUAUGACGACAUCGAUGAAGUGGCUCAGCCUCUGACGGCAGCAGGUUCCUCAGGAGGCAACAACCCACACGAAGAAGCUGGAAAGUUGCACCUUCACGUUGUUUCCACCCAUAAACACAAACAACAGCCUGAAAGACCCUUGCUUCAACAUACGGCUAUUUGGCUCCCAACAGACGGGGCGACCUACGAGGUGGAGGACCCGCACGAGAGCUACGACGACAUCGACGCCGACCCAGACGUCACGCAGACCCGAGCUGAGGUCCACGACGGCGCCCACUCGGAGGCUGAAGGCCCUGCUGCAGCGUGUCACCAAGCGCAGCAGGACGGCGACUACCUAGUGCCAGGCCAAGAUGGGUGAGCCAGCAGUGGGUCAGAGGGUCAUGCAGUAAAUCUAAUCUAGCAGCAAACCCAGGUUUCCAUCUUCAAAACUCGUGCUGCUCCUGUUGGUGCAGAGCAUUUCAUUAUUAUUAUACUUUAAAUUAAUUUCACAUAGCUUUCAGAAAAUAUGCUUAGGCGCUAACACGAUGUCAAACAAUUACAUUAUUCAACAUAUUUUUAAGUGAAUGUCCGUUAUUCUUUAGGUGAGAUUUUUCUGUAAUAUUUACUUGCAAUAUUUUAGUUUGUAAAUGUCCUUAAACUUUAAACCAACUGUUUCUACUGUACAUCUCCACCAUAAAAACUGCUUCAGAAAAAUGUGGAUAAUGUUAAUGCUACUAGAGUCAAACUUCUGUAACUCAUCAGAUACAUCAAACCCAGGUCAUACUGACACAUUGUUGCAUUCACAUUUACAUUCAUUCACAUAAAUAGGAAAGGAUAAAUAAAUGAAUGAAUGUAAAUGGAAUUAAUUCAUAGUUUCUCAGUGUAAGUAUGAUCCAGAUUGUUUAUUUUGCUUUAAAUUUAACUUUUUAUUUGUAAAAAUAAAAUGAUAAAUUGUGUUACUUUGCAUAAACUUUUCAGAUUUGUUGCUACUUCAUCUUAUACUUUACAUUUAUUAAAAUACAUAAAAACUGAAUAAGUGCUGAACAGCAAUUUUGUCUAGAAGAAUAAUUAAAUUCUUUAUAAAUUCUUUAUCUCUAGUUCUGGUUUAAGCCUUUAGGUUCUGUCCGCUACCUGCAGUACACGGUGCCUUCCAUAUGUGAGUUUCGGAAAUGGCUCAGAUGUUGAGUAUCAAACUGUAUGUUGUAUUUGUCAUAUAUAGUUUGAUACACAGCACAAUAAGCCGUUUUUCACGAGGCAACGUUUGCACAGUGGAGCGAUUGCUUCUCGUUAUGGAUUUUUGUGAGUCGUCCGAUGCCGCUGGACGACAACAACAACAGUUCGACUCCAGUUUCGUCCCCAUGCGCUCUAACAUUCUCCAUAACCACUAAAAGUUCCAGCCCGAGUGGUCAAGACGUACGAGAGCAGCUGCUGCGCCGCGAAUGUCCCCGCGAGUGAGGCCGUCCAUCCGUCAGGACCCUGACAGACAUGCUGGCCCUGCUUUAAAGAGAUGACAGAACAGCCAGAGACACGCGUGUUUAGUCAGGAUUUAACCGAGGGCCUCGGAGAUCACAGAGCUAGCUGAGCACCCAAAGGGACUAAUUUGUAGGCAGUGAUAUGUAAACAUCACACCCAGCCGUGCUGUCAGAGGCCUCUGCUGGCGGAUCGUUGUGGGGAUUUAGUCUGAGCUGAAACCGAUACAGCAGAGACACGGGGACCCGCGAGUGAGGUAAGAGGUCAUAUAUUCAUUCUGUGUCAGGUGCCUCGUCUCCAGAGGGGACCCAGUGGGACCAGUGGGACCAGUGGGGGCUUAAGGGUUGUUGUUUACUUAAAUUUGUAAAAUUAUAAUGAGAAAUCCUCCUCCGCUGACAGCAGAGUGUGAUCUGUUGACAAUAAAGCUAAUUCUUCUGUUAGCGCUGUGUAAGUGGCCAGUCGUACCCUGACCUCCUUCCACCUGGCGUUAAAGGAUCACACCGGUGUUUCGACAUUACAGUUAAUCCACGCUUACCCCCAUCUGCUCCUCAGACACUGCUACAGCUGCAGGUGGUUUCUCACUAAACAUCCUCCUUCUGCGGUGAAUUCUGUUCAUGCCUCCACACGUAAUGAAUUGAUCCAAACCGCCGCCGGAGGCCCUGAUGAUGCUGCUGUAAUGGAUCCCCAGCUGUGGUGAUUUUCCAUAACAUGGGCGUAUUAUUAAUAGAGCUUAAUCAGCGGAGUCAUCUAGGAAGCCUGGACGUCUCCGAUGUCCGUGUGUGUGUGUGUGUGUGUGUGUGUGUGUGUGUGUGUGUGUGUGUGUGUGUGUGUGUGUGUGUGUGUGUGUGUGUGUGUGUGCGUCCGGAGGCGUGAUGGGACCUUUUCCUACUGAGAAAUGUGACAGAACAUGCCGCCUACAUGUGACUUCUUACACAGCUGGUGUUUUCUUUCGAGACUCAGUUUUAAACGUCUGUCACCCAGAUACUUGGAUGUGAUUUAAUGCUCAACAGUUGUGAAUAUGGGAAAGGUUAAAGAAAGUUGUUUUAUCAUGUAGUAAAUAACUGAGGCAAAUUAAAUGUUGGAUUAAAUAUCGGGAAUUAAAAUACUGUAUGUGAGAUAUAUUAGUUAGUUUAUAUAUUAUAAACAGAAAUUUGGGUUUUAUACUGUUUUGUGCAACCACUUUGUGGAAAGGGGUGGUCUGUUUAGCUUAUCACUUAUUACUUAGUAACUGCAAAGAAAAAGUCAUGUCUCUGAGACUGGAAGAGAAGAUGUAUUUUAGAGAUAAGUCCAUAAAAUAGAGAACUGUAACACUUUUAGUACUGGCUUCUGACACAACAUUCGAUUGUAGAAGACGAUAUAGACCUCACAACCUGGCAACCCCCAAGUGGUUCUUUGUAAAACGUCAGCCUCAUCUACACAGAACCUUAUUUAAUUUUCAUUGCCUAAUAAAUGCAUCUGCUUUUUCAUGUGUCA
This is a messenger RNA of Betta splendens (Siamese fighting fish), 6429 nucleotides long. Its product is annotated as scavenger receptor cysteine-rich type 1 protein M130. The transcript is spliced from 18 exons. The coding region runs from base 23 to 3865 and encodes 1280 amino acids. NCBI's taxonomy places the organism in Eukaryota, Metazoa, Chordata, Actinopteri, Anabantiformes, Osphronemidae. The record is from RefSeq and is a predicted model, not a curated record. Gene Ontology annotation, cellular component: membrane.